CCGGGCUCAGGAGUUCGGCUGGCGGGGCGAGAAGGGGCUGCGGCGGAGUGCAGGUCCCGGCUGCUGAAGGUCAGAAUAAUUUACAGGAUCUAGAAGAAAGAAAUACAUUCUUCAAAUAUGGAAGAGGAUACCAAACCUCUCCUGAUCCCUGUUGGAGGUGAUGAAAGUGAUUAUGGAAUCAUGAACAUUCAGUUUAAUCCAGCAGACCUAAAAUGCAAGAGGCCAUUCCACGUAGAGCCUUCAAAUAUUGUCAGUGUGAAUGAUGACACACAAAGAGUUACAGAUGAAGCCUCAGCAAUGAAUAAGCGGAUUCAUUACUAUAGCAAGCUCACUUCUCCUUCAGAUAGGGCACUGAUUGCUCCUGAUCAUGUACUUCCAGCUCCAGAAGAAAUUUAUGUGUAUAGUCCAUUAGGAACUGCUUUCAAAAUCGAUGGUUGCACUGAUGGUUAUGGCAAAAACUCCAGCAUAGUGACAAUAUUUAUGAUCUGGAAUACAAUGAUGGGCACAUCUAUACUAAGUAUGCCAUGGGGAAUAAAACAGGCAGGAUUUACCACUGGAAUCUGUUUGAUCUUGCUAAUGGGCAGCUUGACACUUUAUUGCUGUUACAGAGUUGUGAAAUCACGGACAAUGAUACCUUUAAUAGAUACCUCAAACUGGGAAUUCCCAGAUGUUUGCAAGUACUAUUUUGGAUCCUUUGGUCAAUGGUCCAGUCUUUUAUUUUCAAUGGUGUCUCUUGUUGGAGCCAUGGUUAUUUACUGGGUACUUAUGUCCAACUUCUUGUUCAACACAGGAAAAUUUAUAUACAAUUAUGUUCAUGACAUUAACGUAACAGAUCUUGUUCCUGGUACUAAUGGGAGUACUAGAGUCAUCUGUCCAGGUACUGCCAAUGAGGAUCAACCGGGCAACAAAAGUGGGCUCUUUCCUUUUGUCAACAACAACACAAGUUUUGAGCUGUUUGAGGAGUGGUGGAGCAAAUCACGAACUGUACCAUUUUAUCUGAUUGUUGUUGUUCUGCCCCUUCUAAAUCUUAAGUCUCCCUCUUUCUUUGCUAAGUUUAACAUCCUAGGUACCGUUUCAGUUGUCUACUUAGUUUUUCUUGUUACUCUGAAGGCUGCACAUCUGGGAUUCCAUUUAGAAUUCAACUGGUUUACAGCUAAUGAUUUUUUUGUACCAGAGUUUAGAAUUCAGUUUCCUCAGCUCACAGGGGUCCUGACGCUUGCUUUCUUCAUUCAUAACUGUGUUAUCACUCUCCUUAAGAAUAACAAGAACCAGGAAAACAAUGUGAGAGACCUUUCCAUUGCUUAUCUCCUGGUGGGAUUAACAUAUCUCUAUGUUGGACUGUUAAUUUUUGCUGCAUUUCCCUCUCCACCGUUGUCCAAAGAGUGCAUUGAACAGAAUUUUUUAGACAAUUUUCCCAGCAAUGACAUCAUGUCAUUUGUUGCAAGAUUGUUCCUGCUGUUCCAGAUGAUAACUGUGUACCCGUUGCUUGGCUAUUUGGCACGAGUUCAGCUAUUAGGACAUGUCUUUGGCAAUGUUUAUCCAAGUAUUUUCCAUGUGUUGGUUCUAAACGUAGCAAUUGUAGGACUUGGAGUGACAAUGGCCAUAUUCUAUCCAAAUAUAGGAGGUAUCAUAAGAUAUUCUGGAGCAACAUGUGGUCUGGCCUUUGUAUUUGUGUAUCCAUCCCUCAUCUACAUGAUCUCCUUGCGUCCGUCAGGGCAGCUGACGUGGUCAGUGCUCAUCGUUCACAUCUUUAUAAUCAUCCUAGGACUGGCUAAUCUGAUCGCACAGUUCUUGCUGUGAAAGCGCUCAUGCUGGCUUUCACAAGUAGUAUUUUGAGAUUUGACAACAGACUUUAGCAACUCUAUCGUAAAAGCUGAGAACCUCCUGUCUGUCAAUUUCUUCCUGAGAAAAUCUGCUCCUUUGAAAGCAAAGGACAACUGUGUCUUAGUAACAGUUUUCAGGGGUUUGUAGGGAAACACAUCUUUGGAAAUGUUACAUCACAACAGAUAAAGUGGGCCAAAUUUGUAAAUGGCCCAACUCCACUGACUUCAUUGAAAGUACAUCAGGGAUGAUUUUGGCCAAAAUGUUUUUAUUUUGUAGAGAAAUAUUUCCAUGUGGAUAAAACAUGCCACCCUUCACUUUUUAGAAGUAGUUACUUUUCAGCUUUAUGCUACAGAAUUCUUUUCUUCCUGCCCUUAUUAGCAAACAAACCCUCGCAAUAUUCUACAGUGACAGUUGCACUAAUUUUCCUAUGCUGUUUGGGACUGUUAAUGACAAAAGGGUUGUAUUUGUAAAGCUAAUUUAUAGCCAAUCAGAUGACAGCACACUUGUUAAUAUAAUUUUGUGUAACCUUUUAAAAUAUAUAUAUGCAAGAAACCUCAGCUAUGGAAACAGCAUAAGAAAUCAAUACCAUUUCUACCUGCAACCGGGAUACUGCUUGCACACUAUCUGGCUUUCAAGAAUAGGUCAAGUAAUGAGGGGUGUCUGAAGUUACAGAGCAAGUUGGUGGUUCAACUAGAAGUUGGACCAGGAGCCUCCUCAUUCCAAGUCCUAUAACUGUUACCAUUAGAAUAGAUGUGUUGUGUAUUUUCGUGGGCAGGUGUACGUCAUAUAUGUACGUUGGAUGCAAAUGUGCAGAGCAUUCCUGUAUGUCCCGUGUAGUUCUUGUGCCCCUGCAGGAUUUCAGACUGUGAAAAUUCCUUGCUGUAGGAAAACUGAUUUUUUUCAAACAUCCAUUCUAUACAUGUUAUAUGACAGUAUAGUCAGAGAGGUGCAAUACAGGCAAACCGACAAAAAUAACAAAUUAAGAUUUGUGUGAAAAUUUAAAAAUCGUGUUUCAAUGUAGCUGCUUAAUAUUCAGUAUUAAAAUGUACUAUAAUCUAAUGUACAAAAUACACAUGCUAUAUAUUUUAUGCAGUAUGGUGCAGUUUCAGAAUCACUAGUGCAAAAUUGCAAAUGCAUCAUCUGUAUAUGCAAUCACCAUGCACAACUGUGCCUGCAGAUGCUCAGCUAGAUGACUAACUGGUCACAUGUACUUGGAAUUACUGUGACUGCACAGUUUCACGUGUGCAACUCUGAAAAUCUGAGUCUGUCAAUGUGCAGUGAGUAAUAACAAGGCACUACCUUGUAGGGAUGCCCUUAGGACUUUAUGGAAGUAUGCAUAUAAUUGGAAAUGCACACCACAAAGACUGAGAUUAUCAAGUCCACAAGGGUCCAUUUCUGCUCCCAUUGAAGUCUGUGGCAAAACUCCUAUUGUCUUCACUAGGAGGAAGUUCUGGAUGAGUAAUCUCCGUUUUGGUGGGAGAAGUGUCUCUGAAAAGCUGUUGCUCCAUAGCCAGUAUCUGUUAAAUACCACAUCAUGCAGGCGUAAUGCUGGUUUCUGAGUGAUGGAACAUUAACUUCUCUGAGAAAGCAUCUAAUGGAAUCACAAUCACACCUGCUGCACACAAGUGUGAAUGCACAUAUUCAGAGAGGGAAUUGUUGGUGUGAUGUUUCUAUAUCAGACCAUCAUAGCGCUCCAUCAGCCUGAUGAUGGAAUUAAAUGUCAGAUUUCAUCGCCUCUUGCCAAAAUGAAAAAUGAAUUUAGAGGUGCUUUUGGUUAGAAGUAUCAGUGUGUGGAAGAUUGGUGAGGAAAUAGGAGUCUGAGUUGGUGGAAGAGAACUUGGAGACUUUACAGUCUCCGGGUCAGGUUUGGGCCCAUUGUGGAACCUGCCCAAAACUGGAUAGACAAUCAAUGCUAUGCAAAUAGUAUUAUUGUGCACUCUUAUUGUGAGGGCAGAGUAUGCCCCAGCUCCCCACAUCUCCCUGCACAUAUUAUUCUUGUCAGAUGGGCACAUGCAUAUGCACACAUCCGACCCAGAACAUUUUGUUGUGACUCUUGUUGCAGGGUGGCUGGGGAAUGUUUUCUUUGCAGGUUUUGGGGGAAGCUGAAUGCUUUCACUCUGCCCAGAGCUUUCCUGUCAUAUGCCUAUGCGUACCUAGUAGCCAGAUUUUGGGGCUGUAAUAAAAAUUUGACAGGUGUAAAUUGAGUGAAAUGGUCUUCUGAGAAACUGAAUUCUAGAAUAAUUAAAGGGAGAAAAGUUGAAUAAUGUUUCAAUAAUAAUGAUGUGGGGGAUUGAGAGAAGCUGAAAACUGGGAAAAGAAUUUAAUUGGGGGUAAGAUUUUUGUUCUUUUAUCUGAAAGUAGAAUGGAAGGCAUAGUCUAGAAUAACUUUAUUGUAUUUCUCUAAUAAAUAACAGAUCUUUAGAGGUGAUCAAGGUCAUAUUAAUAUCAUGGCCAGAGGUCCUUGCUUAAUAUGCAAGAAAUAUAAGAAAGAGUAGGUCAGGAGGAGUUACUGUGGAGUGAAAAAACUGCUUCAAAGCAGCUACUUUUUCUUUUUGCCUUGCACAACUCUUUGUGCCUUUCAAGCAGGACUGCUGUGUACAUGUACCAGAGAGAAAUGCUUGCCCCAUGCUUGUCAUUCUCCUAUGUGCCCUUAUCUUUGGUAUUUCUUAGUUCUCUGCAGCAUAUUGUACCCACCCUUUUCUCAUGGCCUCACGGUGAUCUUGAUCCUGUAGUAUUUUAUGCAAUCAGCCAGGGUGUUUGCCAACAGGAUUGUCUGCAUGUUUACUGCAAUAUUGGGCCCAGUCCAUCAUCUUAGAGCAUCUGCACUAGCAGCGUUACAGCAGUGCAGCAGCAUUGGUGCAGCUGCACCCCUGUAAGCUCUGUGGUGUAGCCAGGGCCGGCUCCAGGCACCAGCACAGCAAGCAGGUGCUUGGUGUGGCCAACAGAGAGGGGCGGCCCAUCCAGCUCUUCAGCGGCAAUUCGGUGGCAAGUCCCUCACUCCCUCUCGGAGGGAAGGACCUGCCGCCGAAGUGCCGCAGAUCACAAUCGUGGCUGCU
This is a messenger RNA of Malaclemys terrapin pileata, 4880 nucleotides long. It is a transcript of the gene SLC38A9, whose product is annotated as solute carrier family 38 member 9. The record is from RefSeq and is a predicted model, not a curated record. NCBI's taxonomy places the organism in Eukaryota, Metazoa, Chordata, Testudines, Emydidae. Gene Ontology annotation, biological process: amino acid transmembrane transport. The coding region runs from base 118 to 1800 and encodes 560 amino acids. Gene Ontology annotation, molecular function: amino acid transmembrane transporter activity. The transcript is spliced from 15 exons.